GCAGCUUUUUGUCACUUUAACCGACAGACAAACAUAGAUAAACACAUGUGUAUGUUAAUCUGUUGCACCCGGAGCUGAAACAUCACUUAUAGCUCUGUUUGUCUUUUCCUGUUAACGCCCUAUUGGCUAUUUAGCUGGCUAGCUGUUACCCACGAGGUUAAAUUAAGUUAAAUUAAAGCUGCUUUCACUAAUAAUGAGACCUAACUGAGUGUUUAAACAGGUAGUUUUGGUCCACACGCAGCAGGAUGAGAGCUUUUCUUGGUGGUAAAACUCAGCAGUUAGUUAGCAGGGUCUUAUUUCACCCUGGCAGACCUUCAGCAGCAGUGCGAUGGCGAGCAGCUCAAGUCAGACUCUUGUGCAGCUCUUCGUCAGACGAUGAAAAGCACCGACCCUCCAUGCUGAGACACCUGACCUCCAAAAUAAAAGCCACAGGUCCGAUAACGGUGGCCGAGUACAUGAGGGAGGUGCUCACCAACCCUGUGACGGGUUAUUAUGUGAAGAACGACAUGCUGGGGCCCGACGGAGAUUUCAUCACAUCACCAGAAAUCAGUCAGAUCUUUGGAGAGCUGCUCGGUGUUUGGAUCAUCAGUGAGUGGAUGGGAGCCGGCGGACCCAAACAGCUGCAGCUGGUCGAGCUCGGACCUGGAAAAGGAUCGCUGGCCGCUGACAUCCUCCGAGUAUUCAAUCAGCUGAAGUCGGUGCUUGGCGUCGCCUCGGUGUCUCUCCACCUGGUCGAGGUGAGUCCGGCUCUGAGUCGUAUCCAGGCUCAGAAUCUGACCGGGACCCAAAACCAGGAGGCGGACAGCGAGGACGAGCCGGUUUACCGUCGCGGGGAAACGUCCACCGGGCUGGACGUGUCUUGGUACCGCCGCUUAGACGACGUCCCGGCAGGUUUCAGCAUCUUUCUCGCUCAUGAGUUCUUUGACGCUCUGCCAGUCCACAAAUUUCAGCGGACAGACAAAGGCUGGAGGGAGGUGCUGGUGGACAUCGACCCAGAGAAGCCGGACCAGCUGAGGUUUGUCGUGGCGCCGUCUCCCACUCUGGCGUCCUCCACGUUCGUACAGGCAGAUGAAAAGCGGCAUCACGUGGAGGUGUGUCCGGAGGGCGGUGCCAUCGUCCAGCAGCUGGCCCGGAGGAUCACAGAGGACGGAGGAGCGGCGCUGAUCGCCGACUACGGCCACGAUGGAACCAAGACGGACACAUUCAGAGGUUUUAAAGAUCACCAGCUCCACCACGUGCUGGCGUCUCCCGGCUCGGCCGACCUCACCGCCGACGUGGACUUCAGCUACCUGCGGAGGGUGGCGGGGGGGGACGUGGCGUGUGUCGGACCCGUCACCCAAAGGCUGUUUCUGAAGAACAUGGGCAUCGACACCCGACUACAGGUUCUUCUGAGGAGCUGCAGCGACCCGUCGACCAGGCAGCAGCUGAUCAGCAGCUACGACAUGCUGACCAACCCCUCCAAGAUGGGCGAGCGCUUCCACUUCUUCAGCCUGCUGCACCCGAGCCGCAUCGCCAAACCCAAGACGUCAGCGGGGCUGAAGCUGGAGAAGAAGAAGAGCCCGGCGCCGCUGCCUGUGGCCGGAUUCGCCGAGCUCAGUUUCUCCUGAGACUUUCAAACCAAAACGGGUCAGAACCGUCUGGAGAUGAUCGGAUCUGUCUGGACGAGGUUCGGGAGCUUCGACGGACAUUACGGAUUAUUUUAGAGACUCUUGAAGCUCCGUCAUUUCAGAUACUUUGAUUCGGAGGAUCGUGCUCACGGGACGAUGGAGUUUUUACAGCUGACAGUAUUCAGACAGGAGGACGGCACAGUGUCUCUAAUCCUUCCUUCCUUCCUCCUUUCCUUCCUCC
This is a messenger RNA of Scomber japonicus (chub mackerel), 1848 nucleotides long. RefSeq names its product NADH:ubiquinone oxidoreductase complex assembly factor 7 (gene ndufaf7). Gene Ontology annotation, biological process: mitochondrial respiratory chain complex I assembly. Lineage: Eukaryota; Metazoa; Chordata; Actinopteri; Scombriformes; Scombridae. The transcript is spliced from 10 exons. Gene Ontology annotation, molecular function: protein-arginine omega-N symmetric methyltransferase activity. Gene Ontology annotation, cellular component: mitochondrion. The record is from RefSeq and is a predicted model, not a curated record. Bases 246 to 1607 code for a protein of 453 amino acids.